AUGGUCGUAGGAGCGAUUCUGAGCAUUGGCCGAUUACUGAUCGGUAUUCAAGCAGGAGCCUCUCUGUGUCUUCUUCCUCUGUACAUUAUUGAAAUCAGUCCUUUGGAACAUCGUCCUUUUCUUAGCACGUUUCAACAAGUUUCGCAGGCAUUGGGAACACUUCUUGGACUACUCAUUGGUUCCGAAGAAAUCCUACAUCUUGGAUCAUCUCGGCCAUUGAGGAAAUCGCUAAAAGGCUUCCUUGUGGGUGUAGCUGCAUCAGCGUCAUACGCCUUCACUGCAGACGAUCUCAUUGACACAUUUUCUGCAAAAAUGUUGACGGUUCAUUAUGAUUUGUGGCAAGUGGAUCGAUUUGGACGUCGACAUCUACUGCUAUUCGGUUUGUUUGGUUCAUCUGCGGCAAUGUGCUUGCCGGCAUUUUUUCCCGAGCAAAAGUUGCUAGUUAGCCUAGGAUUUACUCUUACGAAAGCCUUUAUUGGGCUCGGAGCUGGAGCACCACCAUGGUUUCUCACAUCGGAACUAGUAGGUAAAAAGUACGAUUAG
This is a messenger RNA of Angiostrongylus costaricensis, 543 nucleotides long. NCBI's taxonomy places the organism in Eukaryota, Metazoa, Nematoda, Chromadorea, Rhabditida, Metastrongylidae. The record is from the annotation of a GenBank genome assembly.